AUGACUAUCAGUAUCCAGGACGAGUAUGCCCAGCUCAUGGCCCCUAAUAAGGAUGGUCACUACCUAUAUAAACCUCAACCAUUUAGUAUCUUCCACCCCGGCGUGAUUGGGUACUUCGACAACGACGGAGAUUGGCACUUCAUUACCGAUAUUUCCCAGCCUGGACAUCCUGAAAGUCUGGGAUUCACAGGGCUUGGUCGGACCCUGUACCCCACAGAACCCAAAGAAAGCAUGUGGAAAACCAGGUCCUCGGGAAGUGAAGCCGAAGCAAGCUUCGGGCUCACUGGAGGACUUUCAGGUGCCAUGACUGCUGCCCCUAUGGAUGUGUCAGCUAAUGCAAAGAACAAAUGGGGCAAGACGGGAAAAGCUGCGCUUAUCACCGGCCAGGUAGUGGUAAGUGAAAGUUUUAAGGAUCCUUACACAAAGCCGAUUGAGGAAUGGGUCAAGAAAAAUGCAAAGGCUCUUGUGGACUCCGACUAUGGUGCCGAUAUCAAAGAAUACGGACUGUGGGCUAUCCAAAAGACAUGGUCAACACAGGAGUGUGCCGUUACUAUGCAAAGCGCCCAUAACCGGGACACCAGCGCGGGUUUGGAUCUCGGAGCCACCGGUGUUGGGAAGAUUGGAGGUAGUGGAUCGUCCCUUGUAAAGGGCAACAUUGAGGGCUGGACGACGUACAAAGCAAAACCGAGCGAGAUUGCAUACGUMGUCUCGUACGCCGGGCCUAUCUACAGGCUUCACAGCAUUCAAAUGUUCCGUAGCAACCCACUCAAGCAGAUCCAAAAGCAGGCUUCGGACGAUACCGAGUACUGCAAACCCGUUUACGAUGAGAACGGAAACCAGACUGGAUUUGAGUUCUUCAGGCCCGUGUAUGAUGAGAACGGGAAGCAGAUCGGAGAGAAGAAGAUCGACAGAGAAGCCGAGGAGAAACAACGAGAAGAAGAAAGGAAAAAACUGGAAGAAGAGGCCAACCAGCUUGAAGAAGACUUCUAUGUUGAGAGCGCUGGUACUAUCGGAUUGACUGAUAGCGACGACGAAGCAGAGGAGCAGGAAGCUCGUGUCGAGGAAGAAAAGCGCAAGGAAAUCAUGAAAAAGGUCGCAGUGAUAAAUCAGAUACCGGAUGAAGAGCAGAAGAGGGCUGAGCUGCUCAAGUUGAUGGAAGAGAGACUGACGGUGACGACCACAACUGAGUCCGUGACUAUGUAG
Messenger RNA from Aspergillus pseudoviridinutans, 1203 nucleotides. RefSeq lists its product as uncharacterized. The record is from RefSeq and is a predicted model, not a curated record. Lineage: Eukaryota; Fungi; Ascomycota; Eurotiomycetes; Eurotiales; Aspergillaceae. The transcript has 3 exons. Bases 1 to 1203 code for a protein of 400 amino acids.